This is a messenger RNA of Mus pahari (shrew mouse), 10110 nucleotides long. RefSeq names its product nitric oxide synthase 1 (gene Nos1). Gene Ontology annotation, molecular function: flavin adenine dinucleotide binding; NADP binding; FMN binding. Lineage: Eukaryota; Metazoa; Chordata; Mammalia; Rodentia; Muridae. Bases 810 to 5204 code for a protein of 1464 amino acids. The transcript has 30 exons. The record is from RefSeq and is a predicted model, not a curated record. Gene Ontology annotation, biological process: nitric oxide biosynthetic process.
CGUUUCAGCGGUGAUAGGAUAAAGCAGGGACAUUAAGAAAUAAAUUCCCCCUCACGACCCUCGCUGAGCUCGCUGCGCGGUCCCUGCAUAUUGAUGCAGCCGCAGGGCGCGAGCGGCUACUUAGCACAGCGGCUGCUACUAGGGGCAGCUGCGGCCGGGGUGAGCCAGGUUGCGCAAGGGGAAGCUGGCAGCUUCCAGUCCUGAACUUGGCUGGGCUAGAGCGGAGCGAGGCGGGAGCAAGAGGCUGGGAGGGGGGCGGGGAGCGCUCGCUCUGGAAGCUCCUACCCUGUGGCGCUGUUGGAGCCCGGAGCAUCCUGCCCCGGAGCGAGGCUCUGGAUCCGCGCGCUCAGCAGCUGCGGGAGGAGGAGGCGCGGAAGACGGGGUGAUCAGCGUGAUCCAUAGCCCUGGAACUGCGCGGGCUCGGCAGCAGCUCCAGGUAGGAGCCCCUCCAUCACCUCUGCAUCUGACAAGCUGGUGACCAAGAUGCCCAGAGCCUAGUUCCCAUGUUUGUGCGUCACAGUCACCAGACACAGCAAGCCUCCAGUCUUCCUGACCUGUUGCUUAGGGACGCAACCCAUCGCUGCUCCUGACGUCUGCCUGGUCAACCUUGACUUCCUUAGAGACUAAGGAAGGGGGCGGGGACGCAUGAAAUCAUGCCACCCAAGGCUGAACGGCAAUGAGCAGGUGACACCAAGUUGACGUCAAAGACAGAGGCGACAGAAACUCUGCAGCCGGCUCUUGUCCCGGAGUGGCUCAGGUUCCUGCGAGAGUCGUCUUAGCUUGGAGGUCUUCCGAAGGACACAGAUACCAUGGAAGAGCCCACAUUUGGGGUCCAGCAGAUCCAACCAAACGUCAUUUCUGUCCGUCUCUUCAAACGCAAAGUGGGAGGUCUGGGCUUCCUGGUGAAGGAACGGGUCAGCAAGCCCCCCGUGAUCAUCUCAGACCUGAUCCGAGGAGGUGCCGCGGAGCAGAGUGGCCUCAUCCAAGCCGGCGACAUCAUUCUCGCUGUCAACGAUCGGCCCCUGGUAGACCUCAGCUAUGACAGCGCCCUGGAAGUUCUCAGGGGCAUUGCCUCUGAGACCCAUGUGGUCCUCAUUCUGAGAGGCCCUGAAGGCUUCACUACACACCUGGAGACCACCUUCGCAGGGGAUGGGACCCCCAAGACCAUCCGGGUGACCCAGCCCCUGGGGACCCCCACCAAAGCUGUCGAUCUGUCUCGCCAGCCAUCAGCCGGCAAAGACCAGCCAUUCGCAGUAGAUAGAGUCUCAGGUCCCAGUAACGGACCUCAGCAUGCCCAAGGCCAUGGACAGGGAGCCGGCUCAGUCUCCCAGGCUAAUGGUGUGGCCGUUGACCCCACAAUGAAAAAUACCAAGGCCAACCUCCAGGACAGCGGAGAACAGGAUGAACUGCUCAAAGAGAUAGAGCCUGUGUUGAGCAUCCUCACCGGUGGGGGCAAAGCAGUCAACAGAGGGGGACCAGCCAAAGCAGAGAUGAAAGACACAGGAAUCCAGGUGGACAGAGAUGUCGUCGAUGGCAAACCGCACAAAGCCCAGCCCCUGAGCGGGGAGAACGACCGAGUCUUCAAUGACCUGUGGGGGAAGGGCAAUGUCCCUGUGGUCCUCAACAACCCGUAUUCAGAGAACGAACAGUCUCCGGCCUCGGGUAAACAGUCUCCUACGAAGAACGGCAGUCCUUCCAGGUGCCCUCGCUUCCUUAAGGUCAAGAACUGGGAGACAGAUGUGGUCCUCACUGACACCCUGCACCUGAAGAGCACGCUGGAAACGGGGUGCACAGAGCACAUCUGCAUGGGCUCCAUCAUGCUGCCAUCGCAUCACAUACGGAAGUCAGAAGAUGUCCGCUCCAAGGACCAGCUCUUCCCUCUAGCCAAAGAAUUUCUCGACCAAUACUACUCCUCCAUCAAGAGGUUUGGCUCCAAGGCCCACAUGGACAGGCUGGAGGAGGUGAACAAGGAGAUCGAGAGUACCAGCUCCUAUCAGCUCAAGGAUACGGAGCUCAUCUACGGAGCCAAGCACGCCUGGCGGAACGCCUCUCGCUGUGUGGGCAGGAUCCAGUGGUCCAAGCUGCAGGUGUUCGAUGCCCGAGACUGCACCACAGCCCACGGCAUGUUCAACUACAUCUGUAACCAUGUCAAGUACGCCACCAACAAAGGGAACCUCAGGUCGGCCAUCACUAUAUUCCCUCAGAGGACUGACGGCAAGCAUGACUUCCGCGUGUGGAACUCGCAGCUCAUCCGCUAUGCUGGCUACAAGCAGCCAGAUGGCUCUACCUUGGGUGAUCCAGCUAAUGUGGAGUUCACGGAGAUCUGUAUACAGCAGGGCUGGAAACCCCCAAGAGGCCGGUUCGAUGUGCUGCCUCUCCUGCUCCAGGCCAAUGGCAAUGACCCUGAACUCUUCCAGAUCCCCCCAGAGCUGGUGCUGGAAGUACCCAUCAGGCAUCCCAAGUUUGACUGGUUUAAGGACCUGGGGCUCAAAUGGUACGGCCUCCCUGCUGUGUCUAACAUGCUGCUGGAGAUCGGGGGCCUGGAGUUCAGCGCCUGUCCCUUUAGUGGCUGGUACAUGGGCACGGAGAUCGGCGUCCGUGAUUACUGUGACAACUCGCGAUACAACAUCCUGGAGGAAGUAGCCAAGAAGAUGGAUCUGGACAUGAGGAAAACAUCAUCCCUGUGGAAGGACCAAGCCCUGGUGGAGAUUAACAUUGCUGUCCUAUACAGCUUCCAGAGUGACAAGGUGACCAUUGUGGACCACCACUCUGCCACCGAGUCCUUCAUCAAGCACAUGGAGAAUGAGUACCGCUGCAGAGGGGGCUGCCCUGCCGACUGGGUGUGGAUUGUGCCCCCCAUGUCGGGCAGCAUCACCCCUGUCUUCCACCAGGAGAUGCUCAACUACCGGCUCACCCCGUCCUUUGAGUACCAGCCUGAUCCAUGGAACACCCACGUGUGGAAGGGCACCAACGGGACCCCCACGAAGCGGCGAGCCAUUGGCUUCAAGAAAUUGGCAGAGGCCGUCAAGUUCUCAGCCAAGCUGAUGGGGCAGGCCAUGGCCAAGAGGGUCAAAGCGACCAUUCUCUAUGCCACCGAGACAGGCAAAUCCCAAGCCUAUGCCAAGACCCUGUGCGAGAUCUUCAAGCAUGCCUUCGAUGCCAAGGCUAUGUCCAUGGAGGAGUAUGACAUCGUUCACCUGGAGCAUGAAGCCCUGGUCUUAGUGGUCACCAGCACCUUUGGCAAUGGAGACCCCCCUGAGAAUGGGGAGAAAUUCGGCUGUGCUUUGAUGGAGAUGAGACACCCCAACUCUGUGCAGGAGGAGAGGAAGUACCCGGAACCCUUGCGUUUCUUUCCCCGUAAAGGGCCUUCCCUCUCCCAUGCUGACUCUGAAGCCCACAGUCUGGUUGCUGCCCGUGACAGCCAGCACAGGAGCUACAAGGUCCGAUUCAACAGCGUCUCCUCCUAUUCUGACUCCCGCAAGUCAUCAGGCGAUGGACCGGACCUCAGAGACAACUUUGAAAGUACCGGACCCCUCGCCAAUGUGAGGUUCUCAGUCUUCGGCCUGGGCUCUCGGGCAUACCCCCACUUCUGUGCCUUUGGGCACGCGGUGGAUACCCUCCUGGAGGAGCUGGGCGGAGAGAGGAUUCUGAAGAUGAGGGAGGGGGAUGAGCUCUGCGGACAGGAAGAAGCUUUCAGGACCUGGGCCAAGAAGGUCUUCAAGGCAGCCUGUGAUGUGUUCUGCGUGGGGGAUGACGUUAACAUUGAGAAGGCGAACAAUUCCCUCAUUAGCAAUGACCGCAGCUGGAAGAGGAACAAAUUCCGCCUCACAUACGUGGCAGAAGCUCCAGAGCUGACCCAAGGUCUUUCCAAUGUUCACAAAAAGCGAGUCUCGGCCGCUCGACUCCUCAGCCGCCAAAACCUGCAAAGUCCUAAGUCCAGCCGCUCCACCAUCUUCGUGCGUCUCCACACCAACGGGAAUCAGGAGCUGCAGUACCAGCCAGGGGACCACCUGGGUGUCUUCCCUGGCAACCACGAGGACCUCGUGAAUGCACUCAUUGAACGGCUGGAGGACGCGCCGCCCGCCAACCACGUGGUGAAGGUGGAGAUGCUGGAGGAGAGGAACACGGCUCUGGGUGUCAUCAGUAAUUGGAAGGAUGAAUCUCGCCUCCCACCCUGCACCAUCUUCCAGGCCUUCAAGUACUACCUGGACAUCACCACGCCGCCCACGCCCCUGCAGCUGCAGCAGUUCGCCUCCCUGGCCACCAAUGAGAAAGAGAAGCAGCGGCUGCUGGUCCUCAGCAAGGGGCUCCAGGAAUAUGAGGAGUGGAAAUGGGGCAAGAACCCCACAAUGGUGGAGGUGCUGGAGGAAUUCCCGUCCAUCCAGAUGCCGGCCACGCUUCUCCUCACACAGCUGUCGCUGCUACAACCUCGUUACUACUCCAUCAGCUCCUCUCCAGACAUGUACCCCGACGAGGUGCACCUCACUGUGGCCAUUGUGUCCUACCACACCCGAGAUGGAGAAGGACCGGUUCACCACGGGGUAUGCUCCUCCUGGCUCAACCGAAUACAGGCUGACGAUGUCGUCCCCUGCUUCGUGAGAGGCGCCCCUAGCUUCCACCUGCCUCGAAACCCCCAGGUGCCUUGCAUCCUGGUUGGCCCAGGCACCGGCAUCGCACCCUUCCGAAGUUUUUGGCAACAGCGACAAUUUGACAUCCAACACAAAGGAAUGAAUCCAUGCCCCAUGGUUCUGGUCUUCGGGUGCCGGCAAUCCAAGAUAGAUCAUAUCUACAGAGAGGAGACCCUGCAGGCCAAGAACAAGGGUGUCUUCAGAGAGCUGUACACUGCCUACUCCCGGGAACCUGACAGGCCAAAGAAAUAUGUACAGGACGUGCUGCAGGAACAGCUAGCUGAGUCUGUGUACCGCGCCCUGAAGGAGCAAGGAGGCCACAUUUAUGUCUGCGGGGACGUUACCAUGGCCGCCGAUGUCCUCAAAGCCAUCCAGCGCAUAAUGACCCAGCAGGGGAAACUCUCAGAGGAGGACGCUGGUGUGUUCAUCAGCAGGCUGAGGGAUGACAACCGGUACCACGAGGACAUCUUUGGAGUCACCCUCAGAACGUAUGAAGUGACCAACCGCCUUAGAUCUGAGUCCAUCGCCUUCAUUGAAGAGAGCAAAAAAGACACAGACGAGGUUUUCAGCUCCUAACUGGAUCCUCCCGCCCCAUGGGAUGUGGGGUGGCUGCCCCAAGUGCCCACGCGAGGGCGGCCGCAGGUUGACUAAACGCGGACACACACAGCUGAACCUUCCCCACGGGACCCUGAGUGGCCCCACCCUGCCUCUUGUCCUGUUGCUAUGUCCUGGUCCUUCUUCCCUCUCUGGGCUUCUUUCAACCCCAACCCUGGGUUUUCUCCUAGACUCUUGGGCUGCGAUGCAUCACCCUUGUUACCCUGCAGUGGCUCUUACAAAACCGCAUCCUCCCCACCCGCUCGCUGCUAAGGGCGGGUUGCGGUGCAUGAAACCGCCAGGUCAUGGCUGUCACUCCUGUUGGGGGUCUGAAGGUGGCUGGCACUGGGCCUCAGGUCACCCUGAGCCAGUCCCUUGGCCACUUCAGCCCCUUUCCAUCCUCUGUUUAUGAUGGUGUGUGUAUGAGAGAGAGAGAGGAAGAGAGAGAGUGGGGGUGGAGAAAUUCCCCGUCCUUUUGCCUGCACACGCGUGCUGUACUUACCUGUGAGUCCACCGCCUUCGUGAAGGAUGCUCCGAGCCAUGACAUGUGUUCCUAGCUAUUGUUAAUCCCACCCACAUCCACCAUGGCAGUCUUGUGUCAGCCUCCCUGUAACACAUCAGGCCCCCUUACUAAUCACAGGCACACGUGGAGAGGAAGGGGGGUCCCUGUGGAGGACCCAACCACAGAAUCCGAGGUGUGCAGAGUCUGACCCUCUCGGCAGACAUCUGCCUGGGAAAUUUAACUGGGCAGUGGAUCGGCCAAGCCCCUCCCCAUUCUCACCAACCCCAGCUGGGACCACAGGAUGUUGAGCUGUCUUCCCCAGGCGACCUCAGCCUGCCCGUGGGCCCAGCAGCCAUGCCACACCGAGAAGCAUGCUGGAGUAAGGUCUUUGCCGUCGAGAGUAUUUGGGUAACAUGUCCAAGUUUGUCCUCAUUAAAUGGAUGGGUGGGCCUUUUUAGUCCUUUGGAGCCUUGGUAGAUGUCAGGGAGGAAUAGAUAGCUGCCUUCCAUUCCUCCUGCUUAACAAUAAUUCCCUUCCCCCAAAAAGAGCAGUGUAGGCAAGAGAAUUCCAGCCACGACCAGUGGGCCCUCAGAGCUAACCAUCUCUGAGGCACUGCGGUGUGGUCCCUUACCUGAUUAAACAAAUAAAUAAUAAAUAAAAGUUAGAUCAGACAGUACUGACAGUCAGUCAAGAAACCCCCAGGGUCCCCAGGCUCAAGUCCCAUGUUCUGUGCUCCCGUUUGGUUUGGGGAGGCAGGAAAAACCAAAACACAACCCAAUCAUCUCCUCUAUGUCCUGAGCUGGGGCCUGCUGUCCUAAUGCUAAGGAUGAGAGAGCUGUCAAAUAGAAAAUGCUGAAGACUUUACAGCGGUGGGGUCCAAAACCCUAAGAGCUCCAAGCGCACCCACUUUCUUUCUCCGUCUUUGUCUUUCUUCCUUUCCUUUCCUUUUCCCCCAAGGUCUCCUGUUACCCAGGCUGACUUCGAAUUCACGACCUUGAAUUCCUAACCCUAUCACAUCCCAUCCAGUUUAUGAUUUUGCCAGAGGCUCAAAGCCAGACCUCCUGCAUGUUGGGCAAGCACUCUACCAACCAAGCUACAUCCCCAGCCUUCAGUCCCCAACCCCGAGUCCAGAGAUAGGUCUCAUGUGGCCCUGGACAACCCUGCCAUCACUAGCAUGUGAACCUGGUCCUGGUUGGAACCUCACCCAGCCUACCUUAGUACUAGUGUUUCCUACUUUAUCUCCCAUGCCUGUGGAGACUAAGCCCCAGUACCCCAGAGCUCUCUUCUGUAGCCCAAAGGUAAGGCAGUGUGACCUCCUGCUGAUCUCCAACACAAUUCCAGGGAUGUUCUUCUCAACCCUUUACACCUCUGGCGACACUUAAGAUGUAGCCGAUUCCCCACAUCUAAACUGCUGUGUCCAACCUCCAUUGAAGAGUCUUUUCUCUCUCCCUCUCCCUCUGCAAGCCAAGCUGCAUGCACCCAUGCAUGAGUGGUUCUUGCACCCCUGAAUAAGGAAUGCUUUCUCGGUGACCGGCUCCUCCCCACCCCCGGAUAUCCCGGUGCUGCCAGUAGCGAGUGGACAGAUGGAAGCCCCAUGUCAUUUGCCAGAGUCCAAAGACACGAUUACAUAACCAGGUUCAAGAGGGACUUCUGUUUGUCAAUGCUAGGGAUGGGACCCAAGACCUCGCCCACGCCAGGCUGAGCUAUGUCCCCAACCCCCAAGAGAGGAUAUUUUAAAAACACAUUUGAACUCUUUGACACUGGCCGCUUCCUCAGCUCCUGACUGGGAAGGCUGGAAAUCAGUUGGAUAUCCUUCUCUUCUUUCCCAAAAAACGCCCCUAAGUAGCUUAUCCAAAAGCCAAACAAGGUGGUCGUCUGGGGCGGGUCCAUACUGCCCUCUGCUGGUUGUUUUUAGUUUAAGCCCACAGCCAGCAACAAGCAACGAAGUAUAGCUUAGAAUAGGAGACUGGACUGGGUGAAUGUAGCUAGUUUGUUUACCUUGCCUUCUAUGAGGCUGGCAGUAGCUCCCAACCCAUUUCACAAGAGUGGGUUUGGCCAUUAUGAUCUCUGCUAUUCCCGUGGCCACGGUCCCCAAGAAGUUCAGCCCAUGGGAGAGGAGAGGGCUUCCCUACUUAUCCUCAGAAAUCAGGUGACUUUUUCCCCGGGGGUGAGGGAUGUUUAGGCCCCACUAUGAUGCAAGCAGCCCUGACCCACAUUCUGUUGCUGCCUCCUUGAUGCAGAAGGUCUGAUUCCAGAUCGUACCUGAGCAAGACAAUGCCCCAAGACUUUACCAAGCCAAGCUCUGAUAAGCUUCCAUCUUCCGUGGUGGGUAGACUGCACCGUCCCAGCAUCACUAGCUUGAGGGAGGGGAGAGGAGGGCAGAGUCAGGGAUUCUUAGGCUAAGUCAGCAAGACCUGGUACCGGGUCUGUGGUAGAGAGAGAGGACCAAAAGAGUGGAGAGAUCCCAGCCCUGGGUGGGGAAGGAAGUUGGGUCAGGCCUCGGUACUAAGGGAGAACGUUGAAUUGGCCCCAAAACACAGGAGCGAGGGUGUGGAUUUCCCUGACAGAGCCCCUGUUUCAGGAUGCAAGAGUUUUCCAGCCCAAGGCAAAAUGGAAGAUUGCUGACCCUGAUGUCUGAACCCAUCCCUGCGGGGGGGGGGGGUAAUCUCAGUCUCUCUCUCUCUCUCACACACACACACACACACACACACUCACACAGAGCCUUUCACUGGAAACCAUGGGCUUCCAGGUUAAGUUGCCAGGUUGGCUUGCUCGCUCACUCGCGCGCGCACGCUCUCUCAUUCACUGCCAGACCCCACCUAGAGGGAGAGGCACCCAAAAGGAGAAUUUGACCAUGCCAUGUCUCAAGUAUGGGGACCCAGGGACACCAGGGAAUUUGUUUUCUAUUUACAAGUCUGACAUCUUAAUCCCCAGUGCCAAAAUGCCCUGAAAUCUAAAAACGCUUUGAGCACCAACAGGAUACCACAAGUAAAAACUUUAGUUCAUCUACAAAAGUAUUGAAAAGAAUACAUAGACUGGACAUGAGGCUCGAGGGUAGAGCUCGCCUAGCAUGCAUACGAAGCCUGGGUCCCAUAUCCCAGCAGGGCAAACCACUUGCCGCAGGCUGUCUGUAUAAGGCAUAUAUGCGAAACCUAAACGAAUUUCAUGAUUAGAGGCAGCUCCCACCUGCCAAAUCAUCCCAUCACGAAUAUGCAAAUAUCGCAAAAUCAAAAAUAAGCCCGACAUCUGAAAACACUUCCUGUCGCAAGAAUUUUAGCAACGUACAGUCAACCUAUCAGAGAGAAGGGUGAUAACCCAGGUGAGUGAGUCCCAGCUGUGUUUAUGAAUCUGUCUGGUUCAGACAUAUCUGAGUGCUUCUGGAUAACUGGGCAUCUUUAACCCAGGGCAGUUGGUAGGAGCUAAUAACCUGUGUCUCCUAGGCCAGUCAGGAUGGAAACGGACCUCUAGGAGAUUCUAGUCAGGGGUUCACAACCCGGGCUGUCCUGGGUAUUACAGGAAGCUGAUUGAACAGCAUCUGUGACCUUUCCUGCUCCCUGCCGCUAGCAACCUCCUGCCGUGUGUGACAGCCACAAAGGUCACCAGAAUGGACUGAGUGCUCCCUGGGCAGGCAGGCAGGCAGGACCUUCAACCUUUGGACCAAGAAGUCAUUGCUUGUGGGUCUCAGGGGCUAUCAAACUGACUGCCUGACGCUGUGAAGCUUCUCCUUAGAGAUCUGGAGGAGGGCGGCGGAGCCUGCCUCGGUUCGGUGGUUGCUUUUCUUACCUCCUCCAAACCGAGAUCCGAAAGCUUUGUGGAAGACGAUAGAGCAAAGCUCCCAAGCCAGAGGGUGGCUGGCUACGUGGUUUAAAGAUAGACACUCCCAGGUGCCCUCUCUCGAGCUAGGUCUGAGGUUAUUAUCCCUGUCCCCGUGUCCCCUCUGUGCCCCAAGCUCUGUCUCCCCACUCUUGCUGUUGUGUUGUCCUUGUGACCGUAUGGCUGUGACCCGCUCCAGGCUCAGCAGUCCAGGCUUGCCGUAAGUCCCAAGUCCGACAUGGGGGUCAGGUCACACCCAGAGGUGUUUUCACUGUGGGGUUGGUUUCAAGGGAGGCCGGGGAGAAUGGGCAGAGCCCGGGGUUCCAUCUCACCACCGAUAAGCUGUCAGAAACUCGGAUGCCCCCCACCCACCCACCUCUGGCAUCUCUAUGCUGCUAAUCUCUGCCAUGUGUCCCGUGUGAUCCAGCGCCCGCCACCGCCCUUCCACGCCCUCCGUGAGGUUGUCCAGGCUGUGUUCUCUCGCAUGCUUCUCCUCUAUAUAACCCUCGUCUCUUCAUUUUAUGGGAUUCAACACAAAGUCUACUUAUGCUUCUUUGCAUUAUGGUUAAACGA